AUGGCUACGAAUAUAAAUUGCAAGAAGAAGUGGCACCCAAGCAGGCAUGAAACACAAAUAAGGGUCAAGGAGGCAGAGAAAGCCAUUGAAAAAAACAGGAUCGAGGAAGAUGCAAGAAGAGUGCUUGGCAGAAGGGAAGCGCUUGAGUCGGAAAUACAUGGAGAGCAGACAGAAAGAAUGCAAUGGAUGCUGUAG
This is a messenger RNA of Encephalitozoon cuniculi GB-M1, 195 nucleotides long. RefSeq lists its product as uncharacterized. The transcript has a single exon. The record is from RefSeq and is marked provisional. Bases 1 to 195 code for a protein of 64 amino acids. NCBI's taxonomy places the organism in Eukaryota, Fungi, Microsporidia, Unikaryonidae.